GCCUCAAAAAGAAAAAAGAAAAAAGACGCGAGCUGCCUCGUCCUCUUCUUCCCCGGCCCCCAAAUCUCACACAGCGCCGGCCACCCCGCCGGAAUCCGGCUCCACCAGUCGCCCCCCUCCAAGCCGCGGUUCACUCGCCGAUCCAUCGCCUUCUUUCGUGCGCGGGGCGGCCGGGGGCCCGGCUGCUCUGUCCGGUGACGCCGGCGGCUGGAGCGGGAGACGGCAGCGGAGGUCGCCGGGGACAGGGGGAUGGAGGCCGCCGUACUGGACCCCCUCGGUGGCCAAGCGCGAGCUGCGGAGCGCUGGGAGGCGCCGGCGUCGACCGUGCACCAUGGCAAUGGUGAAGAUGCUGCUGCAGAUGAUGACUCCUGGUGUGAGGCUUCAGAUUCUCCAGGACAUGAUUCCAGCUUACACAGAGAAUGGACCCACAGGCAGGACCAGUUUCAUAAGAUGGGCUAUAGGGAUGGUAUAACAGAAGGGCAGAAAGAUGUUGCCCAAGAGGGGUUCAACCUUGGGCAUAGGCAAUCUGCGCAUGUUGGAUACAAGUGGGGUCUUGUUCGGGGGGUUACUAGCAGUGCAUUUGCUAGUCUUCCCGACAGUCUAAAAGAAAAGUUGCUGCUCGACGGCCAGCGUAGAGGAAAACUUGAAGGUUUGCACAACUCCGUGCAAGAAAUUUCAGCACAGGGUGCUCUGCAGCUGUUUCACGAGAGUACUCUUAAGGAUAAUCUUCGACCAGAGGAAAGCAAGCUCCAAACAAUUACAAAGGACCUUCUACUGUUUUUGCACGAAUGCCCUGAUGUUCAUGUUAGUGAAGAGUUGAAACGAGUUCCAUAAGCAAGGUCAUACAUGAAAUUGCAGGCACCACUGAUUUCGAAGUCAGGUAGAAUCACUUAGACCGAGUCUUCUGAAGGAUGUAAUUGUAAUCAUAUCUUUCUUUAUGGUGUCACCCUUUCUUUGCUAUAAUCAUAUCUUUCUUCCUGAGUUUUGCA
Messenger RNA from Triticum aestivum (bread wheat), 989 nucleotides. RefSeq lists its product as uncharacterized. The record is from RefSeq and is a predicted model, not a curated record. The transcript has 4 exons. NCBI's taxonomy places the organism in Eukaryota, Viridiplantae, Streptophyta, Magnoliopsida, Poales, Poaceae. The coding region runs from base 250 to 834 and encodes 194 amino acids.